Messenger RNA from Elaeis guineensis (African oil palm), 1797 nucleotides. RefSeq names its product peroxisome biogenesis protein 12. Gene Ontology annotation, biological process: protein monoubiquitination; protein import into peroxisome matrix. Gene Ontology annotation, cellular component: peroxisomal importomer complex; peroxisomal membrane. The record is from RefSeq and is a predicted model, not a curated record. Gene Ontology annotation, molecular function: protein binding; ubiquitin-protein transferase activity; zinc ion binding. NCBI's taxonomy places the organism in Eukaryota, Viridiplantae, Streptophyta, Magnoliopsida, Arecales, Arecaceae.
UCACGCUAAAAUUUCCACAGAAAUCGAGAAGAUACCCGAAAUUGGAAACAGUCCCUUCCCAGCUCUCUCACCUCUCUCUCUCUGGAUUCGAAGAAAGAACCGAAACCCUAGCCCUAGUCUUUAUCGAGGAGAAGGAGAUGCUGUUCCAGGUGGGAGGGCAGGGGACUCGGCCGACCUUCUUCGAGAUGGCGGCCGCGCAGCAGCUCCCCGACAGCCUCAGGGCCGCCCUCACCUACUCCCUCGGGGUGUUUGCCUUAAGAAUGCCAUUCCUUCACAAGGUGUUAGAUUACAAUGAUGAAUUCUUUGCCUUGUUGAUGAUGGUGCUUGAAAGUCACAGUUUACGAACCACAGAUGCUUCUUUUUCAGAGUCCUUGUAUGGUCUACGAAGGAGAGCAGUGAAGAUUACCUACAAAAAAUAUUCUUCUAAUAUGGAAUCAAAUGAUAAAAUCCAUCACUCAGGAUUAGAGAAGCACCAAAAAAUUGCCUCAGUUGCAUUUCUGGUCAUUUUGCCUUAUGUAAGGUCAAAGCUUCAUUAUAUUUACAACAGAGAAAGAGAAGCAAGGCUUCAAGCAAGUCUUUGGGGUCAUGAUGAUGCAAGAUUUGAUGACACAGACUUCCUCCUGGAUCAAGGAGAGAGCUCUCAUUCUCAAGUUGAAGCUUUUGGUGUCGAAGGAUCACAUAUGAUGCACGUAAAAAAGAGAAUUAUGUCUGUUAUAGCUUGUUGCUACCCCUGGAUUCAUGCGACCAAUGAGGGAUUGUCAUUUGCUUAUCAACUAUUGUAUCUGUUGGAUGCAACUGGCUUCUAUAGUCCAGGUCUACAUGCACUUGGGAUUCAUGUAUGUCGUGCAACAGGACAAGAACUGAUGGAUUCCUCUUCUAGAAUUUCAAGGAUCAGAAGUCGUGAGCUUGAAAGACUAAGGGGUCCUCUGUGGUUGAAGGCAGUUCAGAGAGUUCUGCUUAGCUGUAUAUACACAACAUUAGAUUAUGCGCAAACUGGUCUGAUUGCUGCAGUGUUCUUUUUCAAGAUGAUGGAGUGGUGGUACCAAUCUGCUGAAGAAAGAAUGUCAGCUCCAACUGUAUACCCCCCACCCCCUCCUCCACCUCCCCCAAAGGUUGCCAAAGAUGGAAUUCCGUUGCCACCAGACCGGACGUUGUGCCCACUGUGCUCCCAGAAACGGGUUAAUCCAUCAGUCAUUGCUGUUUCUGGUUUUGUUUUCUGCUAUGCUUGCAUAUUUAAAUAUGUGUCACAGUACAAACGGUGCCCUGUCACAUUGAUGCCUGCAACAGUUGAGCAUAUUAGGAGACUCUUCCAUGAUUUAUAGUUAUUUAAACUGAAGCUUUCCAAAAUUACAGUGAAGAACGGAUCAGAUAUGCACCCAAAACCCAAAGGGAAAUCCACAAUUCCUUUGCCAGACAUAAUGGGAGGAUUCCAUGUGUACCUAGCAUGGUUGCCAUGGAAAGAAGCGAACCUGGUAUUUGCCUGGUUCUGUGACGCCAAGCAGGUUUUGAGAAAAGUUAAAUAAUACAUACAUAUAUAUAUAUAUAUAUGUGUGUGUGUGUGUGUGUGUGUGUGUGUGUGUUUACAGUAUACGGAGUUACUAAUUAUUUUUAAUUAAGAGAGCUUGAUGAAGAGUCUGCCUGCCAUGAAGAACUCUCCUGGUUCCUUCUGGGUCCCAAUCUAAUUUUCAAAUGGUCAAUUUGAUAGGCCUCUGUACAUUAAAAAUCGUGUUGAUUAUUACCUGUAUCAUGAAAGUGUUGAACUUGCAGCAUUUCUCCAUAUGUUGAAAUGGUUAUCCA